Molecule: messenger RNA, 1703 nt
Organism: Harpia harpyja (harpy eagle)
Lineage: Eukaryota; Metazoa; Chordata; Aves; Accipitriformes; Accipitridae
Gene: IGSF21
Product: immunoglobin superfamily member 21
Exons: 10
Coding region: 142-1515 (457 amino acids)
Biological process (GO): homophilic cell-cell adhesion; heterophilic cell-cell adhesion
Cellular component (GO): adherens junction
Source: RefSeq, a predicted model, not a curated record
GGGUGGGGGGGUGGGAUACGGAACCGGGCUGAGCCUUUCCUUCCAACCCCCCCACCCUCCCCAAAGUCGCUGUGAUGCCCGCCUGCCCCUCCGGGUAGGGGCACCGGUGAGCCCCAUGGGGCUGCCCCCCCCGCGGGCAUCAUGCGGACGAUGAGCCCCCUGCUCCUCUGCCUGCUGCUCUGGGACCUCCUCGACCUGGUACUGGCCUACCUGACAGUCAGCAUUGAGCCGCUGCCACCCGUGGUGGUGGGAGAUGCUGUCACCCUGAAAUGCAACUUCAAGACAGAUGGGAAGAUGCGGGAGAUCGUCUGGUACCGGGUCACCGAUGGUGGCACCAUCAAGCAGAAGAUCUUCACCUUCGAUGCCAUGUUCUCCACCAAUUUCUCGCACAUGGAAAAUUAUCGGAAGAGGGAGGAUCUGGUCUACCAGUCCACUGUGCGCCUCCCCGAGGUUCGCAUUUCGGACAAUGGUCCCUACGAGUGUCACGUGGGGAUUUACGACCGAGCCACGCGGGAGAAAGUGGUCCUGGCCUCUGGGAACAUAUUCCUUAACGUGAUGGCUCCUCCAACAUCCAUCUCGGUGCUCGCUGCUGACACGCCAGCACCCUUCAGCCGCUACCAGGCGCAGAACUUCACCCUGGUGUGUGUGGUCUCCGGUGGCAAGCCUGCUCCGCUGGUGUACUUCAAGCGGGACGGGGAGCCCAUCGAGGCCACUCCGCUGCCGGAGCCGCCGGCCGGCACCGGGAGCUGGGCACCCCGUAACCUCCUUCACCGUGACCUGGAUGACACCAAGGUGCCGAAAUCACUGGCGGCCGAAGGGGAGGUGGGAGGUGGGCGACCCCUGGCCACGGCGGACCCCCCGCGGGGGCUGGCGGCCGAGCGGGGUCCUGUCACCGAAACCAUCCCUGAAACGGUGGUGAGCCGGGAAUUCCCACGAUGGGUGCACGUGGCAGAGCCCAUCUACUAUUUCCGCCACACGCACGCGCCUGUCAGCGAUGGGACGGUGGAGGCGCGGGCCACCCUCACCUGGACCCUGAACCCCCAAAUCGACAAUGAGGCGCUUUUCAGCUGCGAGGUGAAGCACCCGGCGCUCUCCAUGCCCAUGCAGUCCGAGGUGACGCUUGUUGCUCCCAAGGGCCCGAAGAUCACGAUGACCCCGACGAGAGCCCGCGUCGGAGACACUGUGCGGAUCUUGGUGCAGGGCUUCCAGAACGAAGUCUUCCCCGAGCCCCUCUUCACCUGGAAGCGGGUGGGGAGCCGGCUCCUCGAUGGCAGCGCUGAGCACGACGGCAAGGAGCUGGUGCUGGAGCGGGUGCCGGCUGAGCUCAACGGCUCCAUGUACCGCUGCACCGCCCAGAACCCCCUGGGCUCCACCGACACUCACACCCGGCUCAUCGUUUUCGAAAACCCCAAUAUUCCCAGAGGAACAGAGGACUCCAACGGUUCACGUACCGGCCACCGCAGCUUCAGACUAGUUUUGGCGCUCACCCUAACAGUGAUCCUGGAGCUAACGUGAAGCUUCGCCUGCCUCUUCCUCCUCCUCCUCUUCCUCCGUAUGGCUCCACCCGGCAUUUAUACCUCUGUCAAUCGGUUCUCUCGCUCUCUUUCUUUUUUUUUUUUCUAUACUAUUUACAGUCUCAGUCUCUUUCUGUCUGUGUCUUGGCUUCCUCAGACAAUUUAAUUAAAAGGAAAAAGAAAAAUCUC